This is a messenger RNA of Ilex paraguariensis (yerba mate), 1239 nucleotides long. The record is from the annotation of a GenBank genome assembly. Lineage: Eukaryota; Viridiplantae; Streptophyta; Magnoliopsida; Aquifoliales; Aquifoliaceae.
AUGGAGAGCGCCGCCGUGUUCGCUGGUCCUCAUGCCACCCCGACUCACCUCUUCCUCCCGUCGCGUACCCGUUCGACGCUUCUCUCUCCUCUCUUCGCCGACAAUUCACACUUUUCUCCUCCGUCUCUCAAGCUUCAGAAGCAGUCACUUUUCGCUUCUUCUUGUAAUGAUUGUAAUCUUACCCCUGUUCGAGUGGCCUCACCCGCAAGCAAUGCAACAGUGGAAUUGGCCGACAUUGAUUGGGACAACCUUGGAUUUGGACUUAAUCCUGCUGAUUAUAUGUUUAUCAUGAAAUGUUCUCAAGAUGAAAAUUUUUCUAAAGGCAAAUUACAGCGUUUUGGAAACAUUGAAUUGAGCCCAUCAGCUGGGGUCUUGAAUUAUGGGCAGGGAUUAUUUGAAGGUUUGAAAGCGUACCGGAAACAUGAUGGAAAAAUUUUACUGUUUCGUCCUGAAGAAAACGCAUUGCGGUUGAGGACAGGUGCAGAGCGUAUGUGCAUGCCUUCACCAACUGUUGAACAGUUUGUAGAAGCUGUUAAGGUCACUGUUUUAGCAAAUAGAAGAUGGGUACCCCCUCCAGGAAAAGGCUCCUUAUAUAUUAGGCCUUUGCUUAUGGGGAGUGGAGCUGUCCUUGGUCUUGCACCAGCUCCUGAGUACACGUUUGUGAUUUAUGUUUCUCCUGUUGGUAACUAUUUCAAGGAAGGUUUGGCACCGAUUAAUUUGGUUGUUGAGACUGAAACUCAUAGAGCAACCCCUGGUGGUACUGGAGGUGUAAAGACCAUCGGAAACUAUGCUGCGGUUCUAAAGGCACAAUCUAUUGCAAAAGCUAAAGGCUAUUCUGAUGUUCUCUACCUUGAUAGUAUUCACAAAAGAUAUUUGGAAGAGGUUUCCUCUUGUAAUGUGUUCGUCGUGAAGGGAAAUGUUAUAUCUACUCCUGCCAUAAAGGGGACCAUCCUGCCUGGCAUUACACGAAAGAGUAUAAUCGAUGUUGCUUCCAGCCAAGGAUUCCAGGUUGAGGAGCGACUGGUAACCGUGGAUGAAUUGCUUGCUGCCGAUGAAGUUUUUUGCACGGGAACAGCAGUGGUUGUAUCUCCUGUUGGCAGCAUAACUUAUCUUGGUAAAAGGGUAUCUUAUGGAAGUGACGGGGUUGGCCACGUGUCUCAACAAUUGUAUUCUGCACUUACUAGUCUACAGAUGGGUCUUACAGAGGACAAAAUGGGUUGGACCGUGGAGCUGACGUAG